AUGGGUCCGGAGUUUUUUUUGGUCGGAAAAUUAUUUAUUUUAAUAACUGGCGCGAGUAAGGGAAUUGGCCGUCAAUUCGCUAUUACAUUUUCUCAAAUAGCAGAAUGCGAUUCACACUUUUUAUUGAUAGCGCGUAAUGAAACUGGAUUGCAAGAAACAGUUAGUAAAAUGAGCCAUCGUGUCAAUGUUGAUUACGUUAGUUUGGAUUUAUCUAUAGCACAAGCUGAUCAUGCUAUUAUUAUCCAUAAUGUUGGAACAACUGGUGAUUUAAGUCAGUUGACCAAUGAAAUGAAUGAUUUUCGUGUUUGGGAAAAAAUGUUUGAUUUGAAUGUAUUUUCAUCAGCUGUUUUAAACUCAGUAUUCAUGGAAAUAUUCAAUGACAAAGUUAAAGCUAAAAAGUUAGUUAUUAAUAUGACUUCUCUUGCCAGUAGAUAUCCUGCAAAAUCAGGUGCAUAUUAUUGUUCUGCAAAAGCUGCACGUGAAAUGUAUUUUAAGGUUUUUGCUAAAGAGUUUCCACAAGUCAACGUUUUGAAUUAUUCUCCGUUUUUCACUCAAACUGAUUUGUUGAAAGAGCUAGAAGGAAUAAAAAGAACUGCAGAACUGCCUAUUCUUUCACUGAUGUUUCGAUUCGCAGGGUUAAUAUUAACGCCUAAUCAAGUAGCUGAUCGUCUUGUUGAAAUUAUACGGGGUCAAAAGUAUAAGUCAGGCGAUUUCGUCGAUUACUAUGACCCAAUAACUUCUGCACUACUUUUGACAGAGUUUUUCUUGAUUGGUAAAUUAUUUGUAUUGAUAACUGGCUCAAGUAAAGGAAUUGGCCGUGAAUUUGCUAUUACAUUUUCUCAAAUAGCAGAACGUGAUUCACACUUUUUAUUGAUAGCGCGUAAUGAAACUGGAUUGCAAGAAACAGUUAGUAAAAUGAGCAACAAUGUCAGUGUUGAUUACGUCAGUAUGGAUUUAUCUUUAGCGCAAGCUGAUCACUUGGAAGAUAUAAUUAGAAAACGUAUUAAUCCGGAUGAAUAUGAUCAUGCAAUUAUUAUUCAUAACGUUGGAACAUCUGGUGAUUUAAGUCAGUUGACCAAUGAAAUGAAUAAUUUCCGUGUUUGGGAAAAAAUGUAUGAUUUGAAUGUAUUUUUGCCAGCUGUUUUAAACUCAGUAUUCAUGAAAAUAUUCAAUGACAAUGUCAAAGCUAAGAAGUUGGUUAUUAACAUGAGUUCUCUUGCUGCUAAAAUACCUUUAUCAUCGAUGGGAUAUUAUUGCUCUGCAAAAGCUGCACGUGAAAUGUAUUUUAAGAUCUUUGCUAAAGAGUUUCCGCAAGUCAACGUUUUGAAUUAUUCACCGUUUCUCACCGAGACUGAUCUCUUAAAAGCGCAAGGGAGCAUUAAUAGAACUACAGAACUUCCUGAAAUAAUAAAAUUAGCGCGACUAGUAGGAUUAACAUUAACGCCAAGUCAAGCAGCUCAUCGUCUUGUUGAAAUUGUACGAGGUCAAAUGUACAAAUCAGGCGACUUUGUCGAUUACUAUGAUCCAUUAACAAUGAUACUACUUUUGGCAAAUGAACAAUUGAAUAUUUUAGAAAUAUUGAGAUUUUUAAACGCUGAGGAUAAAAUUUCCCUUGCUCAAUCAAUUAUUGGAGAAACAUCGAAGUUUCUUCCUGAUAAACUAAAACCAAUUCCAAAAGUGAAUUUUGGGAUAUUAAAAUAA
Messenger RNA from Cotesia congregata, 1701 nucleotides. NCBI's taxonomy places the organism in Eukaryota, Metazoa, Arthropoda, Insecta, Hymenoptera, Braconidae. The record is from the annotation of a GenBank genome assembly.